GAUUAUUAAUUUUAAAAAAGCUAACUUCCAUUCUUUACCGACGUUACAAUUUUCAUGUUUCCAAAGCUAACAAAUUAAGUUUAAAAAAAAAUGAACUAAUAUUUUUAAACAACAAUAUUCAACGCUUUUUUUUUCAUCAUUAGACGUAAAUCGAAAUUUUUACAUUUUAAAUAAUUAUCAACCUUGGUAGCAAAGCAUGAUGCUCAAAAACGCUCAAAAUUUAGCGAUUGCUAAAAAUGCCAGCAAUUCUUGCUAAUAAGAUUUCAUAAUUAACUCAAAAGUCAAAAAAAUAAAUAAAUUACCAAAAAACCAACGCUUAAUUUUUAAGUAUUUUUUCAGAUUUUUAAAUCCUUAUUGGUGGGUUUACUUUAUCUCGUUUUUCUGAUUACCUUACCUUUCCUAGAUACUUUGUACUCAGAUUUAGUUUAUAGCACCGUUUUAUAUAGUUAAAUGUUAAAGUUGUUAGGUGUGAAAGUGUACAGUAAUAUGUCAUAUGCCAUUAAAUUCUGUACUUAAUCACAUAACUUACCAAUCGAAUUUUUAAAUUGAAACUUUGAUUAUUUUACUCAUAAAUUAGUUUCGAUAUUUUUUGGUUGAAUUGAGUUGUAAUUAUUCUCCUUCAAUUAGAUGAACUUAAGCUGAGUAAAAAAAAAUAGAUUAAAAACAGUGAAAAUCCCAGCACUAUGAUGAGUGAAAUGCAUUUAAAGUUUAAUUUGAAACUUAAGUCAUUUUUGGGGAAAUCAGAAAAUAAAUUUAAUACUUUAAUUUAGGAUGUAUUUUUGCAAGUUUUAAUUAAAAUGAUAUAAAACAACUGGAUACAGUUUUUAAACGACUUCUUCAGAAGCAUUUUCAAAUAGAACAGAUCGUUCAUUCUUGGAAGAAAAAUUAGCAAAUUCGAAAAUUUUCACUUUCACACGUGUGCUUGUAUUGCGUAAUUAAUAUUCUUCGCAUUUUUUAAGUUUUCAAAAGAUUGUAAAGAACAGAUCAAUGUGCUUUUAAAUUUUAAAAAUUAUUUUCUUACUUAUAUAAAAUAAAAAAGUCCUUGUCUGUCGAUUUAUUUUUGGCGAAAUAAAACGAAGCCGUUUUUACAGAUCUAUCUGCGCAAGUCGGAUUUGAUUCGCCAACUUCAGUCGCAAACGAAAUAUUAAACUGUUUUGUUUACAAGACAGUUCAACGCUUCUAGUAAUUUGAACUAGAAUUAAGAGAAUUCAUGUUUUUCUCGUAUUUGAAUGAAAUCCUGCUUUAAGGUACCUGAAUUUAUUUCCUAAUUAUUAAAUUAUGUUAUUUUUACUUGAUUGUUAGAAACUUUAUUAUCUGAACAAAAGUUGAUCUCUGUGUAUCAACAAUUGCCUGAAAAGCUGCUAUUAUCGCAGCUGAUCAUAAUAGAUAAUUUCUUGCUUAAAAACUUUAGUUACCAUAGUUAUAAUAAAUGUUUAUAUGAAGAGUACAGCAUCUGUAAUAUAUUACAACUACGAUUAUUUAAAGACUUGAAUGUUAUAAUGUUUCUAUGAACAGUUUAUUCAAACUAUUUUAUAAAUUACGGAAACUUGAUUAUUGCCGUAGAAUAUAUUUACUUAACAACUUCCGUUGUAUCAUUCAUAAGAAUUGCUUAUUGGAAGAGCUUAUUAUCUGAAUUAUACUACAGAACUAUUCUAUGUAUUAGGGAUGUUGAUUAUUACAGGCAGAUUUCUUGAUUAACAACUUUAAUAGUGCCAGUUUAAGAAUUGUUUAUUGAAAGAGCUCAUCUUAUAAGAAUAUAUAAUUACUUACACUGUUUAAAGAAACUUCGAUUUGAAUCGCGCUCUAUUUCUAAUAAAAUUUUACUGGAAUUCUUUUCAUGUAUCAAAGUUUAUUAUUGCUGAUAGAUUUCCAAAUUAGCAAUUUAAGCUGCCACAGCUAAAUAACCGUUUAUUGAAAGAACUUAGCAUAAGAAAUAUAUUUCAUAUUAUUACAAGAAACUUCGACUUGUGUCUGGUCACAUUUUUUACUGAGUGUAUUGAAACUUCUGUAAUCUGAAGUUGAUCAACAGUUUGAAUUGCUCCAUAUAUGGUAAUUGUUUGUUGAAAAAGCUCAACCUUCGAAACCUAAGUCAGAUUAUUUCAAGAAGAACUUUGCUUAAUCUGAAUCACACAAUUGAUUUGAAUCACUUCAUUGUUCAAAAAGAAUUGUUCAUUGGAAGAAUUUGUUUACGUGAAGAGUUUGUUUAUUAGUAGAAUUUGUUUAUUGGUAGAAUUUGUUUAUUGGAAGAAUUUGUUUAUUGGUAGAAUUUGUUUAUUGGUAGAAUUUGUUUAUUGGAAGAAUUUGUUUAUUGGAAGAAUUUGUUAAUUGGAAGAAUUUGUUAAUUGGACGAAUUUAUAACUUAUUUAAGUUACUCAUCACAAAUAUCUUUACUACUUUAGUUGCUCCAGGUAUAAAAUUUAUAUUAUAAUCACAGCAUUCAUCGGAAUCUUAGAUUAUUUUUAAAAAAAUAUUUAGAAACAUGUCAUACUUUCCGAUUCACUCAAACGCUCAAACCAUAUAUUUUUCAACAGACAAGGAAUUAACUGAUACUAGAAGAAACCAAUCGACUCCCUUGAACAAUCAGCAAGCUAAACCAUCACUGUGUCAAAGUUCGAAAUUCGGAAUUGAUCAUUAUUCUUGGCACCCCAAUUCUCCAACUGGUGUUAAUGUUCUGCAAACCACUAUUUCAUCUGCCAAUUGUUCAAACCAGUUGACGUUAGGUGAAAUUGGUUCCAGUUUCCAAGAUCAACGUUUACCGAGUUUUAAUGAAAUCAAACCGGGCUCUCGAGUACAGUCGUUUGCAAAUACCAAUCUUGGAACUUCAGCUGAACCAAGAUUUAUCACGCCAAGUUUCAGCACUAAUACUCCUUCACCCCCUGCCUUCAUGCCACAGGAAAGAUCACCAGCUAGUUUUGAAAGAUCUUUAAAUUAUAUGGAUUCAGAUACCAAAGAUUGGGAUCACUGCAGCUAUAAUUUGGAAAGCAAUAAAAUCCAAUUUGGAGGUAACUUUAACCCUUCUUCGGAAAACAAGCCAGUAUCACCAGGUACAAAUUUUAUUCCUUAUUCUUGUGAUUUUGAUGAACGUGUUAUCGUUAAUUCUACUUAUCAGGAACCAUCCUUAUUGAGAAAUCAGACCUUGACUACUCAAACUCUUAACGAAGCAACUGUAGUAAAUGUUAAUGAAAAUUACCAAAGUUCAAGAAAUUAUAAUCCACGUAUAGUUUCCGCUACGGAAAAAAUUAGGCCGAUAAUAUUUAAAAACUCAGAUUUUUGCAAUUUAACAGCUCCUUACAGUAUUCCGAAUUCUAUAACUUUAAGUUCCAGAAAUAGUAGAGUUAAACAAAAUAAUUAUUGUGAGUAUGGUUCAAUAUAUGAUGUUGAAAAAAAUUCACCUGAAAGCUCUUUCGCUUUAAAAAGGCAUCGUUUUUCUAACGAUUCAAGAAAACAGACCAUUUCAGAUGACUGCUGUGUUUUGCCAAGAGAAAACAAUGAAAGUGUGGAUUUUCCCACAGACCUAAGCGGUAAUUCGUCAAAGAAAUUUCGAACAGAAACUGGUAAAGUAGCGACGUAUUAUACAUCUAGUUCAAAGGUAACUUGCACAAGAAAUACGAAAAUAAAGAUGAAAAUUUCUGAUAAAAUAGUUUUGGACCGUCAUGAAAUCCCCCCUUGCAGAAUUUCAUAUUCUCCUAAAGACCAGAAUGUGGUUGAUACUUCAACAAAUCGAAUUCAUGAAGCAGAUUCAAGUUCUGUUUUUUCAAAUGGAAAUGCUGGAGGACUGUUAGUUAACGUGAACAACAUCAAAUCAUCAAAGCAGAUUCCAAGCAUCUCCCCAAUUUCUAGUCCUGAGUGCUCGGCGAUGAAUUUAAUAAAAUAUGAUACGUUUGAAUUUAUUAACAACAAUCCCAAAGAAUCUUCUAGCAAUUCACCUGCUGCUACAAUUCAGUCCACCACUGAAGAACCUACGGACUUGUCACGAUGCGUUACAGUUUUGCAGAAUGAAAACUCAAAACCUGUAAGCCAGAUUGGUGAAAUUGAGUCUGAAAUAAGCUUUCCCGUUGAGACAGAUGUUGACAAGAGUCGACCGACAUUUCAAAACUCUAGUAAACCGAUAUCUAGUACCAUAAAAUACCAAAUGAAUAAAGAAACUUCUGGAUUUUAUACGGUUGAAAAUAUGAAGCUUUACACAUCUGCAAUUAUGCAUUCUACCCAAAAGCGAAAUAAGAUAGAUUUUAAUCUACCAGAUUCGAAAUCUACAAAGAAAGUUGAAGGUUCCAUCAAAGAGACCCCUUUGAUAUCUUCAGAAAGCCAAUUUAGUACACCACAUCAAGAGCCUUCACCUUUACACACUACCCAACCUCCUAGUACUGAUUAUUUUUCUGUAAACGAAAAAGAAACGGAUGAACAACAAUAUAUAGUUGGGGGCACAAAAUCAACUUCAGAGGAUAUUUCACUAAAAAAUAAUGCACCUGAAGCAGCUGCUGUAUUGAAACAAGUGGUCUCGUUGGAUACUGGUACCAUUAAGCUAAGCGAAAAUUACAACGAUAACAUUGCGGUGCUUGAAAACGAAAACAAGUUAUCUUCGCCAAAUAUUUCAAAGCAUUCCAAUGAUUUAGUAGCAUCUAUGCAAUCCCCGAUUGAAACUCCUCAAAGCAAGGAACCUGACAUUAGUGUUGAAGAAAGUCAUUCGACUUUAAAGACAGCCGAAGCCCCCUCUCCUAUUGCACUACCGGUUCUCGAGAGUUCAAAUGGGACUGUAUUUAGUGCACGAAUUACUUCUACUGAUCUUUUGACAAAUGAAAAAGAUUCCCAUGUUGAAAAAAACACUAAUGCUUUACCUGAGUGUGAAUCAAUAAAUUGUUCGUCGAUAUUAACACACGAUGUCCAAAUGACCGAUGAUUCUGGUGAUCUGGUAAACAGCAACACAGAACCCAACGAUAUACUGAACUCUACUGAAAAUGACUUAACACUUCCUGAAAAAGGUUCAUCAGACAUUUGUAAAAAGCCCCGCUUGCAAUCGAAAAAGAAGAAAAAAUCGAAAAACUCGGUGCUUAAACAAAGACUCACAGACCGACUCACCGAAACACCGACUCACCGCUCAGUGACGACUCAAACAUUGAUUUCAAUAAUGAAUGAAACCAGUCUGAUGACACAAUGCAGUUUCGAACUGAGACCUCGAGCAAAGGAGGUUUCCAAAAACACUUGCGCUCCUGCAACCUGCACUGCAUCAAGUCCACCAAGGCAUGCUGAACAACGUAACGAAAUGCGAAAUUCUGAUCUCUCCGGAAAGAAGAAACCUGAAUCAGAAAUACCGCCAGUCAAGAAACCUUCUAAAAAGAGAAAGGAUAGACCGGUUACCAAAGGAACCAGAAGAAGUGAACGUCAAAGCAAGCAAAACGAAAAAUUAAACAAUACGUUGUUACUGGACCAACGACAAUGCCGGAUCUGCAAAGAGUACCUAAUGUACGAACGAUCGGUUUCAGAUCAACUUACGAUUUCUGUCAACAAGAAACGAGACGUAUGCAGCGCCUGUAAUAUUUGCUUCCUUCAGAAACCGAUUCUCGAUACAGAUGCUGAAAAAAGACCUCAUAUGUGCGAUAUUUGUGGGCAGCGAUUCACUCGAAAGCUCAACUUAGAAUUGCAUAUGGUGAAACACACAGGUGAUAAGCCAUUUGUUUGCACUAUAUGCCUCAAGUCAUAUGGACACAAAUCUCAUUUAACUCGUCAUUACAACUCCGUCCAUAGAGGUGUACUCAUUUGAAAGCUUAGUGAAAUGGCAGCUUUAUUGCAGUAAGCCAAAACUUAUUGUUGAUUAUUAUGAAAUAAUGGCCACUUUAUAGCAAUAAAUCAGAAUUUCUUUUUGUUGA
Molecule: messenger RNA, 5864 nt
Organism: Parasteatoda tepidariorum (common house spider)
Lineage: Eukaryota; Metazoa; Arthropoda; Arachnida; Araneae; Theridiidae
Source: RefSeq, a predicted model, not a curated record